UCCGCCGUAGCAAGCUGAAGCUUGAAUUUGAUCCGUCAAGCGAACAGUCAAGCGAACAGCUGACGAUGAACGAUGGUCGACUCCGAUUGCUUCGACGGGACCAUCUCCCCCGGCGAAUUCCGCACCGCUGCUUCCGCUCUUGCUGAGAGAUGGAAGAAGAGCGCGAGCUCAGGUCUGCCUCCGUGGUCGUGGGCUUCUCCUCCGAGGCAGCACUCUUGGCUUCUCGAUCAAGUUGAUGGGUAUGUGGCUAUGGAGAAAUUACGCUUCUGUAGGUCCAGCAAGGUAGAUGAUAAUACUUGUUGCAAUGCCAUGGAAGAGCCCGGCUGUGCUGAUGAUGAUGAUGAGCCAGUUGUUGAUGAUGCUACACUGGUCGAGAGCGGUGAUCAGGAAAUGCAUCACUACUAUGAUUUACAUAUCGUGUACAGCUCCUCUUAUCGGGUUCCUGUGCUGUAUUUCCGUGUCUAUGGCAGCGAUGGACAACCUUUAUCCUUGGCGGAGUUUGAGAGAGACCUCCCAGUUGGAUCUGCAGAUGAAUUCCUCAAAUCGAAAUGGACAUUCAUAACUCAGGAGGAGCAUCCUUUCCUGAACCGCCCGUGGUACAAGUUGCAUCCUUGUGGGACCAGCGAAUGGCUAAGAUUAUUAUUCUGUAGCGAUGCCUCAGUGCUAACAAGAGAGGCGGCAGUUGAGCUCUAUCUCGUGUCUUGGUUCUCCUUUGUUGGCCAAGUGUUUGGUCUCGGUGUAACUUCCGAUAUGAUGAAGAAUCGAAAACAACUGUGAGCACAGUUUCUGUAGUGAUCAUUUAUAUUCAGUUCAGAUCCCUUCAAGAGAUACUAUUCCUGUUCCGGAAUCCGUAUCUUUGCUCUCUGUUGAACAACAAAUUUGAGAAUCCGAUUCGCAUGGAGGAAGCUUUUCGUA
Messenger RNA from Punica granatum (pomegranate), 915 nucleotides. Lineage: Eukaryota; Viridiplantae; Streptophyta; Magnoliopsida; Myrtales; Lythraceae. The record is from RefSeq and is a predicted model, not a curated record.